AUUCCAAAGAUAGUAAUGAAAGCAGCUGGUUCCGCUCCCUUUUCGUCCACAAGGUGGAUCCCCGGAAGGAUGCACAUUCACCUCCUGUCCAAGAAAGAGACCAACCACCUGUACAAGAUCCAGUUCCAUAAUGUGAAACCUGAGUGCCUUGAUACUUACAACAGCUUAACGGAGCAAGUGCUUCCGAAGCUGCAUUCUGAUGCCGAUUACCCCUGCGACCUGGUUGGCAACUGGAAUACCUGGUAUGGUGAACAGGACCAGGCAGUGCACCUCUGGCGAUUCAUCGGAGGUUACCCGGCCCUCAUGGACUGCAUGAACAAGCUGAAACAGAACCAGGAGUACAUGGAAUUCCGGAAAGAGAGGAGUAAAAUGCUUCUUUCCCGAAGGAAUCAGUUGCUGCUGGAAUUCAGCUUUUGGAACGAGCCUCUGCCCCGAAGUGGGCCCAACAUCUAUGAGCUGAGAACGUACAAGCUGAAGCCUGGCACCAUGAUCGAGUGGGGAAAUAACUGGGCACGGGCCAUUAAAUACCGCCAAGAGAACCAGGAAGCCGUCGGCGGCUUCUUCUCCCAGAUUGGAGAGCUCUACGUCGUCCACCACUUGUGGGCUUACAGGGACCUGCAGUCUCGCGAGGAGACCAGGAACGCAGCCUGGAGGAAGCGUGGCUGGGAUGAGAAUGUUUACUACACAGUGCCUCUGGUUCGGAGCAUGGAAUCUCGGAUCAUGAUCCCCUUGAAGAUCUCCCCGCUGCAGUGAUCCUGUCUCCUUGUGCCUAGUGCUCUCUGUGCACCCGCCUCAGCAGUUACACAGGAAGAAAUGGUUUUUUCCAUAAGACCCCCCCACCCCAAUCUCUUUCCAUUCCCUUUCCAAGCUGCUCUCUCCCUUCUUUCUCAUGUCACUCUGGUUGGAAAACACACAAGUAUAUAUCCCCCCCCCCCAAAUGGAAACAGCGUUUGCUGAACUUUCCUGUCCGAUUUGAGCUAAGACGUCAUCCUUGCUCUGCUAAUGGGGUCGACGUGGAUGAACAGAGCAUACACCCGGUCCAUUGCUAUGGAUUGAGGGCCUCAUCUGGCCGGGUGCUGGAGGGCCAUUUUCAGAAUGCCAGAAGCACCUUUUGGAUCCUGGAAUGCGCUCGCUUUUAGUUUUGCUUGCACCUCUGCUCUGUGUCGCAAUCUUUUGUAGGGAGAGCAACCCAUCUCUGGUUCCUAUGCAGAGUCUUAGGUUUGCCCCCUUGAAGCUCAAGUCCCUCCUGCCACUGCAGGGCGCGCCAGCCAUUGUUAUUGACGAUUUUGCUCCAGGAUACAAAGUCCUCCCCAGCAUAGCAAUAUUUUCCUUUCCUACGUUGAGGUCCGAGUUGAAUCGCCAUGCUCUUCUGUUAAGGGCUUCAGGUCCAACUGCCCAAUGAUACGAAGCUCCAGAAGGUCACCCUGAACUCAGCAAGAGGAGGGGCCCCGUUGGCCUACUCCAGUGCAAGGAUUGAAGGAGACUUGUGUCUCGGUGCAAGGUUGUAUUGGAGAGAAAUUCUUAGUCAUUCCGUCUCCUUAUAUUUUCAUACUUGCUGUUCCAUGUGACUUCAGUUGCUUUCUUUCGCAAGUUCCUCCCAAGUCUAGAGAGAGUGUCGUCUGCUUACAGAGCUACACAGAAGCACGGCGCUUCCGUACGAGGCCCUGUGCUUUGCAGAGUUGUCUCAAAUGUGGCUCUUCUAGGUUCUCCCUUUUUUCACUUUCCGACUAGCCAGGAGCCAGUUGGAGUAACCAGAUAUCCAAACACAGAUCCUCCACUGGGCCUUGUCGAAAUGCCAAGGAAGCCAUCGGAGCCCAACUGUUUUCUCCCCUUCCCAAAAGCUUUUGGAAACUGAGUGGGCCGUUUUAAUUGCAGCCAAGGUGGGCCUGCCUUUGAGCACCCUCUCCAGCCCACUGUCCCAGCGGAGGUACGUGUCACAGGGUGGCGCUUUAGGAAUGCAUAACAAAAGUUGUUGCCCGCUUCCAUCUUCUCCCCCAGCUGGUUUCACCACGGUGGCCUGGUGGCCUCGUUGUGAAGCAAGAAAGCCUGGCCUCUGAGUGGAACAGGGGCCUCUUCUCUCCAGGCAGGGGUGUCACAAACAGCCUUAGCUUUUUGCAAGAGCUAUCAUGAUAGGUGGGAUCAUGAAAACGUGCUUGUCAAUAAACAGUGUUCUCCCCUUUGGAGGGACCUUGUAAAACUGUCUUGAACGGCAAAUACAAUUAAAAUAUUUAAUAUACCAAGA
This is a messenger RNA of Pogona vitticeps (central bearded dragon), 2242 nucleotides long. The record is from RefSeq and is a predicted model, not a curated record. Lineage: Eukaryota; Metazoa; Chordata; Lepidosauria; Squamata; Agamidae.